AUGUCUGUUAGACGCGAGUUUGGUGAGGGUAUCAAUUCUGUCAUGUUCUGUGAGGCCUAUGGGAAAGGGGAUCCACAGCAAUUAGAUCUUGACAUCCUGGUCAACAAGAUACUACUCAACGUUGAGAGCAGGGCGGGGUUUGUCGUGGGAACAGCCGGGGUUGUGAUGCUCUUCAACGUCAUGUUCCUUUCCGCCUAUGAUGGAGACUGUCAGGACUACUACAUCAAGAGGGCACUACGAGGUCCACCGCCCCAAGACGACCCAGCGCUCUUGAAAUGGGUGCGGGGGCAACUGGUGCCUCCAUCCCGUCUCCCCUAUAAUCUGUCCUUCUUCAUGAGCGGACUUCACCAGGAGGUAGACCUCAACAUCUCCUCUUACAGCCCUUCACAGGAGUUUAUACUCGGCAAGCUGGAGCAGAUCUUUGGGGACAGGAUAGAGCAGCCUGGCACAUUCCUGGAGGCCGGAGCGUAUGACGGUGAGUUCCUGUCCAACACUCUCUACCUGGAGCACGAGUAUAACUGGCGUGGGGUGCUGAUCGAAGCUAACCCCAUCUUCUUCCAGCAGCUGAUACUCAAGCAUCGCAGGAGCUGGGCCCUCAACCUCUGUCUCAACACAAAGCCCUACCCAUCACAAGAGAGCUUUGUUAUGGGGUCUGGCAGUCCAGUGAGAGUCAAUCACCUGUAUUCCUCAGACGGUGAGGAGCCGGCCGACCCCCUGCUGGAGAGACACAUCUCCUUAGGUUCCUCCAGCCUCCUCCAGUUCAAGGACAAUAACACACAGGCGGGGAAGGAGACCGAAGUGCAGUGUGUGCCACUAUACACGGUAGUUAGGUCUCUGGGUCUCUCUCACCUCGACUUUCUCUCACUGGACGUCGAAAGGGCUGAGAUGGGCAUCCUCAACACCAUACCCUGGGACAAACUAUCUUUCAAGGUAUUGGCCAUCGAGCAUCUCACGUCUGAAGACCUGAUUGAAUACAUGGCAGAGCGUGGUAUCCAGCACGUCGCCUCCAAAUUGGCCGACCACAUAUUCAUCAACAAGAAUAUGGCCGUGGUGAAGACAAUCUAG
Messenger RNA from Homarus americanus (American lobster), 1065 nucleotides. RefSeq lists its product as uncharacterized. The transcript is spliced from 8 exons. NCBI's taxonomy places the organism in Eukaryota, Metazoa, Arthropoda, Malacostraca, Decapoda, Nephropidae. Bases 1 to 1065 code for a protein of 354 amino acids. The record is from RefSeq and is a predicted model, not a curated record.